Messenger RNA from Helianthus annuus (common sunflower), 1940 nucleotides. RefSeq names its product embryonic protein DC-8. The record is from RefSeq and is a predicted model, not a curated record. Lineage: Eukaryota; Viridiplantae; Streptophyta; Magnoliopsida; Asterales; Asteraceae. The transcript is spliced from 2 exons. Bases 147 to 1733 code for a protein of 528 amino acids.
AUCUGCAGGAUUCGGUUCCUUAGCGCCCACACCUUCCAUAAACCACCAUUCUAUAUAAACUCUUUCACAACCAGUGCAACCCAUCAUCCAAAACAAUCAUCAUACAUAUUUGUGUUUGACUUUACAGUUUUUCGCAACAGAAUACAAUGGCAUCAAAUCCAGAUCUUAAAACCAAAGAACAGCUUGCGGAGAAGGCCGCAAGAACCGCGGCGGAUGAGCUUGGAGAGGUCAAUCGGCAGGGCGGUGCCGGCGGUGAAGUGGUGGUGGAACGCCAUGAAAAGGUUACAACGGAAGAAACCCGUCCUGGUAUUAUUAGCAGCAUAUUUAAUACGGUGACCGGGACGUUAGGCCACGCUAAAGACGCGGUGACCGGAAAAACCCAAGAAGCGGCGGAGAAGACGUCGGAGGUUAGCGGGGAAGCCGCGGAGAAAGCGAAAGGGACGGGGGCGGAUGCGAAAGAGAAGGCGGUGGAGUAUAAGGAUUAUGCGGCGGAUAGGACGAAAGAGGCCGCGGAUGUGACCGCAGAAAAGGCAAAAGAAGGGAGGGAUUAUGCCGCCGAGAAGGGGCGGGAGGUGGCGGAUAAGGCGGUGGAGUAUAAGGACUAUGCGGCGGAGAGAACGAAAGAAGCGGCGGGUGUGACCGCGGAAAAGGCGAAAGAAGGGAAGGAUUAUGCGGUACAGAAAGGGCAGGAGGCUGCGGACAAGGCGGGGGAGUAUAAGGAUAUUGCCGCGGAGAAAGCGCGAGAAGCGAAGGACACGACAAUGGGGAAGGCGGGAGAGUACAAGGAUUAUACCGCGCAGAAGACAAAGGAGGCCGCGGAUGUGACCGCGGAGAAAGCGAAAGAAUCGAAAGACACGACAAUAGGGUACAAGGAUUAUACUGCGCAGAAGACAAAGGAGGCCGCGGAUGUGACCGCAGAGAAAGCGAAAGAAGCGAAGGACACAACAAUAGGGAAGGUUGGAGAGUAUAAGGACUAUUCCGUACAGAAAACAAAAGAAGGUGCGAAUUUGGCGGUCGACAAGGCGGCGGCCGCGAAGGACUACACGGUCGACACAGCGGUAGCUGCGAAGGACUACACGGCAGAGAAGGCGAAAGAAGCGAAAGAUGCAGCUAUGGAGAAGGCUAAACAAGCGAAGGACUACACGGUCGACACAGCGGUAGCCACAAAGGACUACACGGUCGACAAGGCAAUAGAAGCAAAAGACGCCACAGUGAAUACGACGUCCGAAUACGGAAAAACCGCUGCUCAAAAGGCAUAUGAUGCCAAGGACUACACGGUCGACAAAGCCGCGGCCACCAAGGACUACACCGUGGACAAGGCGGCAGCCACCAAGGACUACACGGCGGAGAAAGCGAAAGAAGGGAAGGAUACGUCGGUCGGAAAGAUGGCCGAAUUGAAGGACGCGGCGGCGGGUGCCGCAAAGAAAGCCAUGGAUAUGUUAACCGGAAAGAAAGAGGAGGCCAAGGAGAAGUUGUCCGAAACUACCGACUCCACAAAGGCAAAGUUUGAUGAAACAACAAAAGAGGAUGCAAGGAAGCGAAUGGAGGCAAUGAACCUGAAGAAUGAUGAUGCCGACACCGCUGCGGUGGCGGCUAUGGAGGUUGAUAAGAGAGCACCGUUGGGAACGGGGGUGGUGGCGGCGGUGGACGUGGAGGACACACCGUUGGGGACGACGGGAGAGGUGCUACGGCGAGCCCAAGUGAGACAGAUGGAAGAGGAGCCACGACGGUGAUAGGGUGUUUGCUGUUUGUUGUGUUGAUGGUUUAAAUGUUUGGUUUGUGGAUUGUGUUCGUUGGGUUUUUCUUUGGUUAUGCGGUUUGUGUUUUCUGUACUGUAUUUUCGGUUUGUUUGUUUUAUGUUACAGUUUAUUACUAAUAUCAAGAACAUUGUACUUGGUUAUUUUACUUGUUUUAUAAUCUAACACGAAUCUUGGUUAUGA